GACACGGGCUUUAGGCUUCUCUCUGCUAAUCUAAUACGUUGACGUUUCUAUUCGAUACUGCGUCCCGCCAGUACAUACUUUGAGAAUUUCUCAUUAUUCAUUAAACAUUAUUAAACAUUUUGAAAUCAAAAUACAAAAAAUAAGGCUUUUUCUAUAGCUUAGAACCUUUCCUUAUUGUUACACGACUACAUAAAAAAAGAAAUGUUGCUUAUAUUUUUAUAACUAUAAAACAUCAGUUCAGUUGCUUUAAAUUAAUUAUUAAUAAUGGUGACGAUACAUAGCUAUUAUAAUUAUGAAGAAAUCUUGGAAAGGCAUCCUGAAAUGGUAUUAGUAUCAGAAUCACCUGUCACUUGGCAUGGCUUUUUAAUUAUCUCGCGUUCAUUAUGCGCUGCAUAUGAUUUUCAAAGUCCCAGAGUAAGAUUAAAAUUGAUCAUGCCUGUUUAUCCGUCAUUUGAAAGUGCACAUGUCAAGUUUGGUAGACAAAUAGCUUCUCUGCGAAAUACAGAAUUCCACAAAAGGGUGAAAGAAUUAAUAAAGGCCGCAUUCAAAACUGAACAAACAGUGUCUUCAUUUUUAACACAGUUACAAUCACUUAUUGGAGAAUAUAUGUGCAAUACUACAGAUACUAAAAUUCUCAUAUCUAAUCUUGACACUAUGAAGUAUUUUCUGCAAGAAUUAGAAGCAGCUCUUCAUUAUUUACCUGAUAUACUGAUAUCAUCUGAUCAAAAUUUAAAUAUCAUUAAAUUACACUACAGAGAUGUAUCUAUUACAUUGCAAAGGUGUAACAAUACUGAACUUCCUUGGAAAGUUAUUGCUUCUGAUUUGCCCAAUAUUCCAAUAUUUGAAGGUUUUGAAAAGAAUGUGACCAAUUUGAGUGUUGCAAAGACUAAGUUUCAAUGGCAAGUGAAAAUAUUGAAAAAAGCAUGGGAACAAUUAGAAGAAAUUGAUGAGAAUUGCUGGGUAACUGAUCCAUUAAAACCAAACAAGAGCCACAUGUACAGGCGUAUUCAUUUAUCUCAGUCUUUAUCUGUGAUAAUUAGAAUAGAGGAUCCAUUGAAUCCUGUUGCUUUGCCAUCAAUUCAAUUCUUAGGCAGUGACAAUGAAGCGAAACGGCAAAGGGAUGAUAUUAGCAAUAAAAUUGAUAAGUGGGAUCAUGAUUGCAGUAUUUUAGAAAACCUAAAAAUGCUAUUAAAUAUGUAUGAAUUUCCCGAACAACAAGAAAGUAUGGAAGAGAAGAAAGCCAUUAUCAGUAACCGUGAAUGCGGUAUAUGUUUUUCAGAUGAAUUACCAGACAAGAUAUGCAAUAAUGAAAAAUGCAUGAGACAUUUUCAUUCAGCAUGUUUAUCGAGGUGGUUACAAACAAUAACUGGGAAUCAAAUUGUGUUUGGCCAUAUUUAUGGUACUUGUCCAUAUUGCAAGGAGAAGAUUGCCUGUUCCAUUGAACAAUGAAGAUGUCUUAAUUCUUUUUUCAAAGGCACAUGUGUCAUCGAUUGAAAUCCUGCGACAAGAUGUAUCCUCGUCAAUUCUCUUUCGUCAUCAACGAUCGAUCUUGCAAUGGGAUAAAGUGCCGCUAUUCCCGAACCGAUACUAAACAUAACGAUCUGUCGGAAACUAUCAUAAAAAUGCGUUGAGCCAUGAGAAAAAUAAUUUUUAAAUUAUCUGCACAAAUAUUCACGCACCUGUUACUUUUAUAUUUGAAAUCCCCAUAUGGGCCUCUAAUAUCAAUUGCACUACCAAUUGAUGCAUUUUUUAGACGCGAACUAAAUUCACCCUGCUUAUAUAAUUUCACUAAUAAAACUAAACUAUUGCAUGUCCAAGAAAUUGGUGUAUAUGGACGAGAUUUACACCAGGAAUGUAGAAUAACAUGUUGUCCAGGUUCAAGAUGCAAACCAACAUUUUCUAUUUUGCAUUCUACAUAAUAAGUAAAAAUACUUUUUUAUAUGAGAUAAUGCAUUCAUGUUAAUAAUAGAGUCUGUUGAAAUUUACGAUUUUUUUGCAUGCAAUUGAAUAAUAGUAGUAACUUUAUAUAGAUUUAGUAAUAUGACUCACAUUCAUUCUUUUAUAUAAUUUUUUAUAUAAUAUAUUUUAUAUAAUUUAUUACAUUUUUAUUAUUGAUUCGAUAAGACAGUAAUACCUGGGUAUUUCAAGUGAACCAAAAAAUAAUCCUCUGAGGUUUCAAAUACAUCAGUGAUAAUAAAUACUUUAUAAGACAGAAGAGAUAAUAAAUUGUUAUUUGUUUCAACUUUUA
Molecule: messenger RNA, 2248 nt
Organism: Formica exsecta
Lineage: Eukaryota; Metazoa; Arthropoda; Insecta; Hymenoptera; Formicidae
Gene: Fancl
Product: E3 ubiquitin-protein ligase FANCL
Exons: 8
Coding region: 265-1449 (394 amino acids)
Biological process (GO): interstrand cross-link repair; protein monoubiquitination
Cellular component (GO): nucleus; Fanconi anaemia nuclear complex
Molecular function (GO): ubiquitin protein ligase activity
Source: RefSeq, a predicted model, not a curated record